CCCUCUUCCGGUUCCGGCGGCUGCUAUUGUUGGAAGAUGGCUGUAACGGCGGGCGGACGGCUGCUGGCGCAGCUGGGACGGGUUCGAGCCCCGCCGGAGCGGAUGCUGGCCACCACCGCCGCCCACAGCGAGCACGGCUCAGGCCGCUUGUGGAGGACGCUCACCUUUUUCGUGGCGCUCCCCGGGGUGGCCGUCAGCAUGUUGAACGCCUACCUGAAGUCGAAGGAGCACCACGAGCGGCCAUCCUUCGUCCCCUAUCCCCACCUCCGCAUCCGGACCAAGCCCUUCCCAUGGGGAGAUGGGAACCAUACUCUAUUCCAUAACCAUCACCUCAAUCCUCUGCCAACCGGUUACGAGGAUGAGUAAAGAAAACUUGGACCAGACUAAUCAGGCGCUGGGGACCACAGCAGCUAUUGGACCAUCAUUCAUUCUCCCUGUAUGUGGAUCAGAAAAUUCUAUGGGACCUUAAAGUUCAUUAACUUGCACCUCACAGUGACAAAUGUGCUUAUCUUUUAUCAUUUUGCUUGUGAUUGGGAUGGCGUAAAUAAAUAAUUCUGACUUUA
This is a messenger RNA of Gracilinanus agilis (Agile Gracile Mouse Opossum), 563 nucleotides long. RefSeq names its product cytochrome c oxidase subunit 6A1, mitochondrial. The transcript has 3 exons. Lineage: Eukaryota; Metazoa; Chordata; Mammalia; Didelphimorphia; Didelphidae. The coding region runs from base 37 to 366 and encodes 109 amino acids. Gene Ontology annotation, biological process: mitochondrial electron transport, cytochrome c to oxygen. Gene Ontology annotation, cellular component: mitochondrial inner membrane. Gene Ontology annotation, molecular function: enzyme regulator activity. The record is from RefSeq and is a predicted model, not a curated record.